Messenger RNA from Pygocentrus nattereri (red-bellied piranha), 2929 nucleotides. RefSeq names its product vasopressin V2 receptor (gene avpr2b.1). The transcript is spliced from 4 exons. The record is from RefSeq and is a predicted model, not a curated record. Gene Ontology annotation, molecular function: vasopressin receptor activity; peptide binding. Gene Ontology annotation, cellular component: membrane. Gene Ontology annotation, biological process: regulation of systemic arterial blood pressure by vasopressin; positive regulation of vasoconstriction; G protein-coupled receptor signaling pathway. Lineage: Eukaryota; Metazoa; Chordata; Actinopteri; Characiformes; Serrasalmidae. Bases 127 to 1161 code for a protein of 344 amino acids.
GGUUCAGAGGCCGCCCUGCGCCGUGCCAGCGGUCAGACUCAGUCUAAGCGGACCUCUGUUUGCGCGCUAAGACUGAAGAAUGACCCGAAGCGUCCGCAGUCCCGCGCGCCCUGCUCCCUGACCAGAAUGUCUCUCCUCGCUCUGAACCUCAGCAACCUCAGCAGCCCGGAGCUGCGCGCGACCGACGACCCGAGGGACGAGCAGCUCGCGCGCGUGGAGAUCGCGCUCCUGGGUCUCAUCUUCGUCACCGCCGCGCUGCUCAACUCCGCUCUCCUGCUGCUGCUGCUGCGGAGGCGCGAGCGUUUGACUCGCAUGCGCGUGUUCGUGCUGCACCUGUGCGUGGCCGACCUGACCGUGGCCUUCUUCCAGGUGUGCCCGCAGCUCGUGUGGGACAUCACGGACCGCUUCGUGGGGCCGGACCCCGUGUGCCGCCUCGUGAAGUACCUGCAGGUGGUGGGCAUGUUCGCGUCCGCCUACAUGAUCGUGGCCAUGACGGUGGACCGCUACCGCGCCGUGUGCGACCCCAUGGCGAGGCUGCGGCGUGGCGUGCGCGCGCGCUGCUCGGCGCCCGUGUGCGCGGCGUGGUGCGUGGCGCUGGCCGGCGGACUGCCGCAGGUCUUCAUCUUUUCGCGCGUGCAGGUGGCGCCGGGCGUCUUCGACUGCUGGGCCGAGUUCGCGGAGCCGUGGGGACUGCGCGCCUACGUCACGUGGACGGCGCUCGCCGUCUUCGUGGUGCCCGUGGGCGCCGUGCUCGCGUGCCAGGUACGCAUCUGCCGCGCCGUGAGGGCCAGCGGCCAGGCGCGGUGCCUCGAGACUCAGCCACGCGCGUCUGGCAUCUCCAAGGCGCGCGUCAAGACCGUGAGGAUGAGCGUGGUCAUCGUGCUCGCCUACGUGCUCUGCUGGGCGCCCUUCUUCACCGUGCAGCUGUGGUCAGUGUGGGACAGCGAGGCGCCCACUGAGUCUGCUCCGUUCACCAUCCUGAUGCUGCUGGCGAGUCUGAACAGCUGCGCCAACCCCUGCAUCUACCUGCUGUUCAGCAGAGAGCUCCCCGAACACUGUCUCUGUCUCACACGCAAAGAGAGGAAGUUCUCGGUGCCUGAAGAGGCCACUAUUCUCAGUUCUGUCUACCUGAGCUUCAAAAGCCUCUCUGACUGUAGGUAAAACGAAAAAAUGUGGGUGUAGCGGCUCUGGACUGUCACCUGGUUUACUCCUGCUAGUCAAAGGGAAAGUAUGACCCAUAGUGUGAACAGCCAUUACACUGAGUUUGGGCUUCAUUCUGACAACUUGGAGUCGCAUCAUUGUCUAAGUGCAUCAUGUAAAAUAUUAACUAUUAUUGCUAGAGUUGCUGUUUACAUCAGUAUGUUUCGGUUCCAGUGGUUUAACAGGUGUUACUUUGUACUGACCAAUGUGCAACGCUGUAAUAAAUGAAUGGCAGUCAUGUUUAAUGUACUAUUUGCUUCAUGUAGCCAGUGUUAAUUUACUCUUACAGUGGUUGUUUGUGUCCAGCUGGACUUUGCUGAGUAUGAAUAUACAUUUAGUAUACAAGUAGAACAAGUAGUAGUUUUUGCUUUCGUCUAAUGUGAAUGCUAAAUCUGAGCGAACUGACCUGAAUGUCCACUUACAGAAGGUCAUUAACGCAGACAGAGCUGAAUAUUUGCAUAUAGAUUGUUAUUAAUGAUCUGAGCUGAGUGUCCACUUAUAGAAUGACAUUAAUAUAAAAAGAGCUGAGUGUCCACUUAUAGUAGGUCAUUAAUGUGAUUGAGCUGAAUGUCCAUUUAUAGAAGGUCAUUAACGUGAUUGAGCUGAAUGUCCAUUUAUAAAAGGUCAUUAACGUGAUUGAGCUGAAUGUCCAUUUAUAGAAGGUCAUGGGACUGAGCUGAAUGUCCAUUUAUAGAAGGUCAUUAACAUGAUUGAGCUGAAUGUCCAUUUAUAGAAGGUCAUUAAUGUGAUUGAGCUGAAUGUCCAUUUAUAGAAGGUCAUUAACGUGAUUGAGCUGAAUGUCCACUUAUAAAAGGUCAUUAACGUGAUUGAACUGAAUGUCCACUUAUAGAAGGUCAUUAACGUGAUUGAGCUGAAUGUCCAUUUAUAGAAGGUCAUUAAUGUGAUUGAGCUGAAUGUCCAUUUAUAGAAGGUCAUUAACGUGAUUGAGCUGAAUGUCCAUUUAUAAAAGGUCAUUAACGUGAUUGAGCUGAAUGUCCAUUUAUAGAAGGUCAUUAAUGUGAUUGAGCUGAAUGUCCAUUUAUAAAAGGUCAUUAACGUGAUUGAGCUGAAUGUCCAUUUAUAGAAGGUCAUUAAUGUGAUUGAGCUGAAUGUCCACUUAUAAAAGGUCAUUAACGUGAUUGAACUGAAUGUCCACUUAUAGAAGGUCAUUAACGUGAUUGAGCUGAAUGUCCAUUUAUAGAAGGUCAUUAAUGUGAUUGAGCUGAAUGUCCAUUUAUAAAAGGUCAUUAACGUGAUUGAGCUGAAUGUCCAUUUAUAGAAGGUCAUUAACAUGAUUGAGCUGAAUGUCCAUUUAUAGAAGGUCAUUAACGUGAUUGAGCUGAAUGUCCAUUUAUAAAAGGUCAUUAACGUGAUUGAGCUGAAUGUCCAUUUAUAGAAGGUCAUUAACGUGAUUGAGCUGAAUGUUCACUUAUAGAAGGUCAUUAACAUGAUUGAACUGAAUGUCCACUUAUAGAAGGUCAUUAAUGGGACUGAGCUCAAAGUCCACAUAUAGAAUGACAUUAAUAUAAAAAGAGCUGAAUGUCCAUAUAGAGGGUCAUUAAUGUGAUUGAGCUGAAUGUGCCCUUACAGAAGGUCAUUUAUGUAAACAGAGCUGAAUGUCCACUUACAGAAUGUCCAUCUAGUGAUGCCCGUCCUAUGUUUCCUAAGAGUGCUCCUGUGCUCAUUAUUUAAAUAUUGUAAAUAUUGUAAAAUAUAUAUUCUAUUUGUG